AUAACCGGAAAUGUUAGUUAGACAGUCUAUUCUGCGUAGUGACAACAUAACAUUAAAUUUUUGGAUGAGUGUACUUAGUACUGAUGUUUAGAAUAUAGAUUAUAGAUCCUAGAUAGAUCAAGAUUCUAUCUAGAUCUAGGUUCAAAUCUAGAUCCAUAUGACUGAUGAUAAUCUUUUAUAAAAAGUGGUUGUUUUAAGAAAAUACUUUACAAUAGAGAUCGAUAUCACAAAGAUAAAUGACAAAAAAUUUCAAAAAAAUGAUUGAGUUUUAUUUCACCUUACGUCAAUUUUUUAACUCCAGUUCAAAAUCAUUUGAUUAUUGUUCUCUGAUGACAACAUCUAGAUGUAGUGCUAGAGAAACCAAAUCUAGGUCUAGUUACAGACUCACUCCAAAAUCAAAGUUCAACAUCAUUGCAAUAGCAUUGUUUUAUACUACACUACUCUUGUCAGAAAUGUGCGUGCAUGUUGAGGCUUCCAUGAUUGAUGAGGCUGCUAUAAAAGAAGUCAGAUUUAAAAAAGCUGAUGUAGAUACCCCAAUUUUAAAGAAUGAUUCCCCUAAUUUGAGCUCCACCAGUGACACUGCUGGUAACAGUAAACCAUCAGUUAGCAAUAAGGAUGACAUAAAGGCGAGUAAUCAUACUGAGAAUGAAACAAAAAAUAAUACUUCUCACAAUGAGGAAAAUAGUGAAGCCACAUCCAUAUUUACUCAAAUGAAAGAUAACAAGGACAUGCUAAUGAGGACAAUGUAUGUUACAUUAGGAGUAACUGGAAUAGUUGUGGUGUAUUUUAUCAUCAGAGCCGUCAGAUUGAGGAGAAAAAGAACCAAGUCUAGAAAGUAUGGUAUCAUCACUCAGCAAGGUGAUCAUGGAGAUAUGGAAAUGGAACCAUUGGGUGCAGGGGAUGAUGAAGAAGAAGACUAUACCGUAUUUGAAGUCAACGGUCACAAAAAGUAAUCUCAGUGUUUUCAUCUACAAUCCAGGGUUAUUUUACUAUUUUGCUUUAUUUAUAAUUUGAUAAUGAAUGUGGGAACAAUGUAUAGUCAACUUGUAUUUGGCAAGCUAAUAAGACAAGUAACACUUUUUUUGUGAUACCUGUAAAGAGGUCAUAUUGUGUUUGAGUUGAUUUUAAAACAUUUUGUUGAGAGUUUGUUAUUCUGCUACAUUCAUUUUAAAAAUGUUCUUUUAAAUUUACAUGAAUUUCAUGAGUCUGGAAUUUUUUCCCCAUCUUAUGACUCAGAAUGUGACACUCGAAAGUGUAGAAAAAUUUUAAAAUUUUUAAAGUGAACUAUUUAUUUUUUUAUUUUUUUUUUCAUUAACUAAUAACCUAUUUGCUACCCAACACCCAUUCCAGAAACAUCAUCCAAAUACUAAACUAAAUAGAAACAACACACAACUUUUGGUUAUAUUCUUCUGAUUAAAUUUAUCAGAAUAACUAUUUUUAAAAACAUAUUUUGAUUAAAAGCAUUUAAAAUUCAAUUAUUAUAAUAAUUGUAUAGCAGUAUUCAUUAGUUAAGGCUAAUUUUUAAAAUAUACUGUAUAGGAUUUUUUUUUUCCAUUUAUUAAAUCAUUGAUUUUGAAUGUUUGUUGUUAGUGGGACCAUGUGUUCAAAUUCAAAUGUAUGACAGUUGACAUCUUAUAUGUUCCAAUUUGUAAAAUAAUGGCAUAUGCUGUGAACUUAAAUGUGGCAAUGCGUACGAUUGAAAACCCGAAAGUCUUGUGUUUUGAACCUGAACUUGAGUUCGCUCAGCUCUAAGGGGUAGAUAGUAAAUAAAGAUAAGCUUUGUUUACUUAUAAGUAAGAUUUCUUUGUUGUUUUUUUAACAUAAUUUAUAUUGGAACUUCUUUCUGAAAUUUUGUUUUACCAUAAUUCAUUCAACUGGUUGAAUUAGUUUUAAACUGAUUGUGUUCUGUAGGCUUGUUUUUUUUUAAGUUAAAGGUGGAUGUGUUGAUUAUAAAAAUACUUUUGUUAAAAUCUACAUAUUCAUUCUUUUUAAAAUUAAAUAUCAGACCUACAUGAUGUCACUUUAUUCACUUGAACUUUAAUCAACAAUUAUGUCUGGUCUUUAAGUAAUGAUUCUAUAAAAGUGCCUUUAUUGAUGUUUCUUGUAUACAGUAAUAAAUAAUUAUCAAGGAUUAUAUCUAUAUAUUUAUCAAUUUAUUCUUCAUUUUUGUCAGUUUUUUCUUUUAUCUUUACAUUCCUAUCUUGUGCUGUGCAAUAUUUGUAAAAACGUCAUUAUAACUUAUAAUCAACAAUGUCAUUUACUAAACAAUGCCAUCUCCUUGCAUAAAUACCAGCUUUAUUUUUUUAAACAUUCAGUAAAUAUAGUUCCUGCUUUGUGUAAUGACUAACUUGAUAUUUUUCCCCAAGCACACUGUAUGGGACCAAACAUUUUGGGUGCUAGUUAGGUCACCUUGUUGCAACACAGUUUUAGUCUUAGCCUCUAUAUUUUCUUAGACUCUUGAGUAGGCUUUUUUUUUUGUCAGAUAAAAUUGGGAACAAUGUAAUGUGUCUCAGGUGUUUUGACAGCUCUUUUAAAUAUGGUUGGUGACACAAAUUUGGGGUAGGUUUUUUUUUUCUGAAUCUCAAAUACAAAAUGAUACAGGCAAUUCCUAGGGUAAUUAGUGAAAGGAAUUUUUUUUAGUUUUAGUUUAAAAGUUAGGUUAUGGUUAGAGGAUUUUAAUGGAACACUGUUGAUACACAAAAUAAUUACAAUGGUAAUUAUAUAAUAAUCAAAUAGAAAUUAUAUAAACACAGUGUCAUACACAUUUUGUUGAACAUGUUUAUAAAAGUAUUAUUAAUCUAACAUUUUACCUAUAGCAGUAAAGAUUUUACUGUUGUUUUGUCCUCUUUUUUCAAUUAUAAAUUGAUUUUACAGAUCAUUAUGCUUAUAUCUUCUAAGUUACUGUUCAGAUUUAAACAGUAUUUAAAUAUUUGGGAGUUUUUGCUUGGUAACUUUUCCUACACACAUUUAUUAUUCCUUUUUUCUUAAUUACCACCUAAAUCCUGAUUAAUUAAUGUGAAGAAUUCAAAAUAACAAUGUGUUUGUAAUCGUGUUUGACUGGUAUAAAUAGAUUAUAGUUUAUAGUUUCAGCAAAAAAAAAAUUGAGUUGUCGCUUCAUCUUGGAAACGAACAUUAAAAUGCAUCAAAUACGUCUUAAAACCAUUUUUUUUAAUAGUCAAAAUGAAAGUUUAUUUGGUUGAUGUAUAAGGUAUGGUCUGAUCCUGUAGCCGUAAACACUUGUAUUUUAAGAGUCUGUGCAAAUAUAUAUGUAUUUACUUGUGAACCCUUUAAAAAUAAAUAAAAAGUUUUCUCCUCCUACAAA
Molecule: messenger RNA, 3322 nt
Organism: Physella acuta
Lineage: Eukaryota; Metazoa; Mollusca; Gastropoda; Physidae
Product: membrane protein FAM174A
Source: RefSeq, a predicted model, not a curated record